Messenger RNA from Closterium sp. NIES-67, 1094 nucleotides. The record is from the annotation of a GenBank genome assembly. Lineage: Eukaryota; Viridiplantae; Streptophyta; Zygnematophyceae; Desmidiales; Closteriaceae.
CUCAGAUCAGAUGACCGUUUAUAAUUUCUCUAGAUGAGCGUCCCUCUCUGGAUGUUCGGCUAUCUCUGUGGAUCCCGCCUUAUUUGCCUCGUUGACCUCGACGACAUUUGUGGUUUCUUCUAGAAUCCAAGAACGGGUUGUAGUGGUGCUCAGGUAGAUCACUGCCGAUUUCGGACUGUUGAAGAGAAUUUACUGGAGACACUAUAGGAGAGAAUCCAACCGUUGAUCGCUCCCUCAUGGCGGAUGUCAGAUCAGGGAGCUCGCAACAAGCGAAGGCAGAAAGCGACGAGAUCUCUAGCCUUUUCCAUAUGGAGUCCGUUCCUUUGGAAACAGCUGGAAUAGUUGCGGGAGGUCCUCCACCAGACCCAACCGGGAAGGCUGAAACAGUGGUACCGCUUCUUCCAGUGAGCAGCGCUCCGAGUAACGCAGGCGAUCCGAGCACUCCGACGUCUGCCAUCGUUACGAUGGCGACUUCGGAAGGCCCGCCUGUUUAUAACACUCUCAAUGAACCCGUUAUGGUGACUUUGAAGAGAGACGUGUGGCGUGUGAUACACAACCUUCGAAACGUGGUGCUGCCGAUCGGACGAGGCGAGGGGGCUCACAGCUCCAUCCGUGACUGGGACCUGUGGGGUCCUUUCUUCUUCAUCAUCUUCCUCGCCUUCAUCCUCUCAUCCUCCGCUUCCGAAAACAAGUCCAAAGUCUUUGCAGUGGUCUUCGGUGUUCUCUCGUCUGGGGCAGUCAUUCUCACUCUCAAUGUGCUCCUACUGGGAGGGAGGAUCAUCUUCUUCCAGAGCCUCAGUGUCCUUGGCUACUGCCUUUUCCCACUUGACGUUGGAGCCUUCGUGUGCCUAUUUAUCUACAGCAAGUGGAUUAGAUUCGCUGUUGUCAUUGUCACCCUGCUCUGGAGCUCCUCUGCAGCUUACCCUUUCGUGUCCGGAGCCGUGCCAGAGGCUAGGAAGUUCCUAGCAGUGUACCCAGUGUUCCUCCUGUAUAUUUCUGUAGCUUUCUUAGUGCUAGCCAAUGAUUAGGGUAGUCAUAUUGCUGUAAUGAAAUUGGCAGAUAUCUCUGCCACUUAUGACUCAAAGGAUGACUCG